UCAUUGCAUCAAAUAGGGCGUCUUCGGUGCGAACACAAGCCCGCUCACUCCAGGGAACUUCGUGGCCAGCAACGGCGUCGGCCACGAAUGAUUCCAUGUCCUGGGGGUCGGGUCAUUCGGCGCCCGGUCGAGGAUCUCGGCCGGCAGGGGCUCCUCGUCUCUGAGAAAGAGUACAAUGACACACACCAGAUGAGAUGGAACCAUCGCGUGCAUGGUGGCAUCCAAUACCUCUUUCUACAGCCUCCGAUACGCCUUUGCCGCCUCCUCUAGGCGCCCUCACAGGCGUGUCCCCGGCCUGAGGAAGCAGGUCGGAGUGCUCCGCCACUUCCGUAAUACAGAUGAUAGCAGAGGACGGACACAAUUAGUUUGGAAAAAAGGGAACAUGGUACGACGGCCGCCCAAGUUGCUGCCGUCGAUCUGGUGGUCUCCCUGCUCAUCAAGGAACACACACACGCCCAUGAGCUGUUUAUGUUUGGAUGCGGUGCCUGUGUGCACUGAAACACCUCAACUCGCCUCACCGCAGGUUGCCGGGCCUGCUCAUGAGGCCCACCAUCUUGGACGUCCAUCCCUGGUCGUCGUCGAUGGCGGGCUGGGCAGGCAGCGGCAUCACCUGCUGGGGCUCGCAGGGCGGCAGGAGGGCUCGGUGGGUGGCCCGAAACUGGCCGAAGCCUGGACACACACGCACACACACACACACACACACAGACAUCCUGGCACAUAGGCGCGACCCAACGUUAGGGAGGAUCUUUACUUGUCGAAUGGCAUCGGACAAGGGUGAGGAGAUUCAUGUAUUCCGCUUCCUCUGUUCAACUAAUUUUUUGCCAUCUCGCACCCGCCGUCUCCUUGACAUAGUUGAGCCACAGUGCCUCCUGAUGGGCGUCGAUGACGCUCUUUCGCGUCCACGGCGGCACAAGAAACAGGCUGAGAGCCGCCACCGUGUGACGCCGCCCUUCUUUCGUUGCCAUGGCGCUCGGACCACCCUGCCAGAUGUGCCUGUGCCCACCAUGCCGGUCUUGUGGGGGGAAUGGUGCCCCGGUGAACUGACGAAUUCGAAGGAGAAGGAAUGCAGCGCGUGUUCGCUUCUUUUGUUCCUCGCAACCUCCUUUUUUUACUUUGCCGUCUCCCUUUGGCCGCGUCGCGAAUAGUUUCUCUCGCCGCGAUCGCUAGCAAAACUGGCCGGUGCGUCUGCCGCAAUGAGUUGGCCUUUGGCAUCCUGUUUGUGCAUCCUAUUAGCUGUCUUCUCCCCUGCUCGUGCGGCUUUGCAAAGGUAACCGAUCUGCAUGUCCUGCUGUCGUCAUCAUUGGCUGCCUUUUGUUUCAGAAGGGCUUGGUCAGCCAAGGCUGAGAUCUUGCAAAGCGUUGGCAUCUCGGAGCGAGGCACCGGUCAGAUCUCGAGAGAUCGAACCACCAUUCCAUGCCGUGAGUGAUGUUUGUGCACCACUGCCAGGAUGCAUUGAGAAGAAGACCGAUUGGACGGCAUGUGAGGACAUUUGAUGCUUUGCCAGCCAUCCCAUCGAGUGCGUUGACCGCGGCAUUCCGGCCGCCGUGCGCUCGGCGAUCGCAAUUGCACAUGCACCGGUGCAUCUAUGUUCAUUUGGCCGGAGCAAUGCAAGCCCGCACCGCUAACUCCUUCGUUCCCUCCAUCCCUCGCCCGCUGGUCAUGCUCAUCACGGAAUAAAUGGAUGGAUGGAUGGAUGAAGGAAAGGCAGCAAAGAGGCAGCAGCGAGUGGCAAUGAACGGCCACCAAUCGUAUGCCCAGCACCUGGUGCACCCCAACGAAACCUGGAUGGAGGCCGGCAGGCAGGCAGGCGGCAGGCACUACAUUGUAUGUUGUUGUAUCGUCGUUCAUGUGUUGUGUGCUAGGCAUGGACACAUACCUAGGUAGAUAGAUAGACAGACAGACA
Vitrella brassicaformis is the source of this 1903-nucleotide messenger RNA. NCBI's taxonomy places the organism in Eukaryota, Vitrellaceae. The record is from the annotation of a GenBank genome assembly.